AAGAUGCGUUGAGCUGCCAACGGCGCGGGCACCACAGGGGCGAGCGGAAGGAGGGUUGGGCGGCUCGCCGGGUGUCCUAACCGCUGCGGCCUUCUGUAUUUCCACUGGAAAUAUGCACCCCGACGCCUCGCACCCCGCGGCGGAGCAGGACUGCGUGCAGAAGCCGGUCGUAGAGGAGUGCGCGGGCGACCACAAGCAAGCAGCCCCCCAGGGCUGCAAGGAAGAAAUUAAUGAUUCUAAAGAUAUAUGUGCAAGUCUUUGUGACACAUCCUGUCGAAAUGAGCAGAAGCAGAGUGGUGACAACAGAUCAGAUGUUUGCUUGUCACAGAAAGAUGACAAGGAAAACAACAGCCCCAGAAUGACUAAAAGUUUCUUGAAAAAAUUCUGCAAGCAACACAAGCUUUAUAUUACUCCAUCAUUGAAUGAUACUCUCUAUUUACACUUUAAAGGGUUUGGUCGUAUUGAGAACUUGGAGGAGUACACAGGGUUGCGUUGUCUCUGGCUGGAGUGCAACAGGAUAGAGAAAAUUGAGAACCUGGAGGCCCAAACAGACCUGCGUUGCCUCUUCUUGCAAGUAAAUUUGAUUCAUAAGAUCGAGAACCUUGAACCUCUGCAGAAAUUGGAUAUUCUGAAUGUCAGCAACAAUUUCAUCAAGACCAUUGAAAACCUCGCCUGUCUGCCUGUCCUGGAAACACUCCAGAUAGCCCACAACCAUUUAGAGACAGUGGAGGACAUUCAGCAUCUCAAGGAGUGUUUGAAACUCUGCGUCCUUGACCUUUCACACAACAAGCUAAGUGAUCCAGAGAUCCUGAGCGUCCUUGAGAGCAUUCCUGAUUUGCGAGUACUGAAUUUGAUGGGAAACCCAGUUAUUAAACACAUACCUAAUUAUCGAAGAACAGUCACUGUUCGCCUCAAACACUUAACAUAUCUGGAUGACAGGCCAGUUUUUCCAAAAGACAGAGCUUGUGCAGAGGCGUGGGCCAGGGGAGGGUUUGCAGCUGAGAGAGAGGAGAGGCAGCAGUGGGAAAACAGAGAGCGGAAGAAGAUUACAGACAGUAUCGAAGCCCUAGCCAUGAUCAAGCGGCAGGCUGAAGAGAGAAAAAGACAGAAAGAAGGUCCAGAGCAAGACAAGAAUGAGAACACAUAUGACACUGUGGUGGGGGAGAAGGAGCCCCAUGAAGACGGAGAACAGCGGCAAAAGAUAGAGCUGUUUGUCCAGGAAAGCUUUGAGGCCAAAGAUGAACUAUUCCCAGAUGAAUGGAGUGGGCCGAGGAAGCAGCCUGUGAAUGUCAAUGGAGAGACAGAAGACCAGGAGCCCACUGAGAUCCCAGCCCUGGAAACCUCUGGAGCUGCCUCAGAAGACUCGACACCUCAGACUGAAGUUCUCAAGGGUACAGAACUUGAUGGAGCUGCAGGUGUGGGAAACGUUCAAAUGGAAGCUAAAGAGAAGCUCUUCAUUGAUGAUCUGCCUGACUUGGAGGACGUCGACCCUGGAGGGUCUCUGGAAGACCAGGACAAGAAGACAUGCUUCCCAAAGAUAACAGUCAUUUCAAGCUUGAGUGAUGACAGUGACUCUGAAGUGGACUACACCUCACUCCCAGCCCUGGAAAGCACAUCAGCUGAUGCCAUUUCCAACAUAUUUGCUAUAUCCAAGGACACUUCAAGGACAAUAGAGAUGCCCUUUGCAGAUUUACUGAAAAAGUCCACAAAGAGGGACUUGGAAGUGCCCAGUGGAGAUACGAAGUCCCCAUACCCGAUAAUUGAAGAGCUUGAGGAGCUUUCAGAGCAGUCAUGUGCAGCUCCAGCCUUCCAAAACGCUGCUGCACCAGCACCUACAGGAAAUAGCACUGAGGAGGAUGACAUGCAGUCUGAAACAAAGGCCAAGGCAAGAGAGGACUUGGAAGACAUUGAAUUUGGCUUGGACUGAAUCGCUAGUGGGCCCCUCUGCCCCAGAUUCAGAUAGGGAGCCGGUGCUGGGCCCAGCCCUGCCCCUCUGCAGGCACAGGUUCCCACCUCGGCCAAGUUCCCCUCCCACUGAAUGCCAGGGUCCUGUUGCUGGGCCUGCGCCAGGUCACGUGGCUUCAUAUUUUUGUGUCCUCUACCUCCAGACAUAGCCCUUGGCCCGACCCUACAUCUGCAACGUAGUGCCUGAGCGUCUUCUUUAGACAUUAUAAAAGUCCCAGUGUCAUUAA
Messenger RNA from Erinaceus europaeus (western European hedgehog), 2192 nucleotides. RefSeq names its product dynein axonemal assembly factor 1 (gene DNAAF1). Gene Ontology annotation, biological process: cilium assembly. The record is from RefSeq and is a predicted model, not a curated record. Gene Ontology annotation, cellular component: axoneme. NCBI's taxonomy places the organism in Eukaryota, Metazoa, Chordata, Mammalia, Eulipotyphla, Erinaceidae. The coding region runs from base 113 to 1927 and encodes 604 amino acids. The transcript is spliced from 12 exons. Gene Ontology annotation, molecular function: dynein complex binding; protein binding.